Messenger RNA from Anisakis simplex (herring worm), 1494 nucleotides. The record is from the annotation of a GenBank genome assembly. NCBI's taxonomy places the organism in Eukaryota, Metazoa, Nematoda, Chromadorea, Rhabditida, Anisakidae.
AUGUCGUCGACUGCUGUACAGUAUCGUAAUGAGAAAAAGAGAAUCGAAGAAGCCGUCGCAAAAGUUCGCGAAGUGGUUAAUUUCGCAUCCAAAAAUGAUAUUAUUCUCGCCUUACAUAAUUUCGAUUUGGAUGUCAACCGAACAAUUCAAGCAUUCUGCGAUGAUGGAGCACAGAGCGCACUGGACUCGUGGGAACGGAGUGGAUCGGGCGGUAAUAAGAAGAAAGCACAAAAGAAGAAGAAGAAGGGAUCUGCACCUGGUGCUGCUGCCGAAAAUGCUUCAACUGCAAUAAGUUCGUCGUCUUCAACUCAGCAAACAUUGCCUUCCAAACAACUGUCUUCUUCGAAUAUGAAGUCGAAUAACAACGAUAAUAUCAAUGGACACGUUGAUUUCAAUGAGAAACAUUUAGCCAAUGGUGAUGUAAAAACAAAGAACGUUCAUGCAUCAACAGCGUCGUCUGGAGUGCAUGAAGUCGAGAUAGGAUCAGUACCAUCGAUGAUGAAACAAAGUACUCCUUUAGCAAUAUCCGUCAAGCAACAAUCGAAUUUGUUAUCAUCUUCCCAAAAUGAUGGCCAAUUCGAGCAUUUAAAUGAUGACCAAAAAAACAAAGUGCUUUCAACGGAAAUCUCGAACUUGAAGAGUCACGGUGCGGAAAUUGAUAAAAUCGAAUCUGAAUUUGAGAAUGAGGUGGCAUUAGCUGAACAAAAUAUUCGUUUGGUGUUCAAGAGCAUUCGUCAACUAUUGUCGGAUCGCGAGGGUCAUUUAUUGUCUGAAAUCAAACGCACCCACGAUGAUGGUUUAGGAAUAUUGAAUGAUACGCGUUUGCAGUCGGAUAAUUUGAAUGAACGCUUAUUGUAUAUCCAAGCGAUGAACGACAACGAGAAAGAUGACUUGAAUAGCGAAAUUUUAAAUUUCAAUUUCAAUUUGCAAAAUAUCCAUCAAAUGGCGUAUGCAAGUCGUUUUGUUUACGAUAAUACGCAGAUUAUGAACCUGAUUAAGAACUUUGGACAAGUGAUUGGAGUGAAAAGAUCACUAAAUAACAGCAACACACCGUCGUCACAUGUGCAGUCAGUUCAAAAUCAAAAUGUUGCCAAUAGUAAUUUGAUAAAACACUCAACAAGUCAUUCGUCAAUUGUCAGUUCACUUGGUGAAGAUUCUGGUCUUGGUCAUAUCAGUCCAGUUGCAAAUGAUAAGCACGUAGUAGAGGUUUCAAACGGUGGUAUUCAUAUGAAGUCGGAUGCACUUUCGGCAGAUGAAUUGGCGAAUCUUAAUAAGAAAUUACAAGAAACACUCAGAGCGCAGGGCAUCGACGAGUCAGUUCUGUCCGGAAUAGGCACAACCGGAUUAAUGCCGGUUCGACGUCGUCAAGCUGGGCCUCGUGCUGGUUACAAUAAUAGCGGCGGUGCGGGAAGAGGUGGUAAUCCGAAUGCGUUACGUAGAAAACAGAUGAAUUCUGGACGCAAUAAGCCUCAACUUUCAAUUCUGCAAUCAUAA